Molecule: messenger RNA, 4680 nt
Organism: Effrenium voratum
Lineage: Eukaryota; Dinophyceae; Suessiales; Symbiodiniaceae
Source: the annotation of a GenBank genome assembly
AUGUCCAGGUUUGCAUUCCUGUGCUUGACAUCCAUAUCACUGUCCACGGUGGAAAGCGCUCUUUUGGAUGAGGCAGAUGGGCAGGCGCUGAAGCCUCUGUCCGUAGCCCUCUCUGCCGACGACACGUGCAGGGACUCGCCGACCUGCGGCCUGGGGGCGCUCCAGGCGGCCAUGCAUGCCCGGAGCUCCAAGGAGCGAUCCGAUACGGACGUGGCGACAGUCAGUGCGAGCUUGGGAAGCGCACUGAGCAAGUCAAUGCUCGAGACUGGAAGCUCCGAUGGUGGAGCACUGGAGGAAUUGGAGCAUUUGGUCUUCAAGGACGCAGGUCUGAACCAGUCUCAGAUCGACAAGCUCUUCAACGGCGUGGUGCUGGCCAUCGCCAGUGAGCGUGAGAGGAGAAGCCAAAACCUGAUGGGCCAGGAGAUCUUGAGGCUCCAGCGGCGCGCGGCCCUUGGGGCCUUCAAGAUCAAGAACCCCUCGAGCUUCAGCUUCGAGUUCCCGGGCUUCUCGUGGAUGGAGGAGGAGGCGGUGGAGCAGGCGCGGGCCUCCAUGGCGCUGCCCAUCACCGGGGGCUCCAUUUUGGUCCUGGCGCUGCUGUCGCUGAACUUCUUCCACCGGACCUUCACCGCGCCCCAGGACAAGCAGGUCUUGUUGGAGGGCCGCUUCGGCGGCAGCUCCCCGGGGCUGGACACCAGCUCCACCGCCACACCGCCCCUCAGUGACAAUCUGGAAGCGGGCUUUGAGGACCGGAUCGAGGAUGCCUCCACGCUCCAAGGCAGUAUGCAGAACGACGACUACGCGGUCUCUGUGAGCAGCGGGGACGAAGUUCCUCCGCCGCCGCAGACAAAGCCGACAGAGGAGGGGAAGGCGCCCUUCCUAUCUUUGUUCCGCUUCGCCACAUCCUGGGACAUUUUCUGCACGGUGAUCGCCAGUCUCUUGGGCUGCGUGCACGGCGCCUGCAUGCCGAUGGCCUUCUUCUUCCUUUCAGACUUGUACCAUGCGGUCUACAUGCCCAACGACGAUGGGAGCUUGCCCCCGGUGGCCACGCCCCAUCACGUGCGGGACGCCAAAGUGGCGGAGGUGGGUAUGACCUACGUGCUGCUGGCAUUGGUCGUCCUCAUCGCGCGCACGGGGGGCUGCUACAUGGUCAUCCACGCGGCGGAUCGACAGGUGAUUGCGGCACGCCGGGAGUACUUCAAGCAGAUCCUCAUGCAGGGGCCCAGCUGGCAUGACCUCCACUCAGCCAAUGAGCUCGCCCCACAGCUGGUCCAGGACACCCACCGCUUCCGGGACGGCAUUGGGGAGCGCCUGGUCGACUGCACCCGGGCAUUCGCCAUGGCCUUGUCCGCCACAGUGCUUGCUUGCUCGAGGGACUGGAAGAUCACCAUUUUGAUGGCGGUGAUCAUGCCCAUUGCCGGCCUGUGCAUGGCCUUGUCGGUGGAGGUGGUGCGGAACUUUGCCAUGGUUAUGGAGAAGUGCUAUGCGCGUGCCAGCGAAGUCUGCGUCACUGCCACGGAGCUGAUCCGCACAGUCACCGCCUUCAACGGCCAACGUCUUGAGCUGGAGACCUUCAACGGCCACGUAGACGAGGCCUAUGGCCACGCCGUCCAGAUCUCAGUGGUGGCAGGCUAUGCCACCGGACUUGUCAACACAGUCUUGAUCACUGGCAUGUCCCUGGGCGUCUACUUCGGCUCCCUCUGGGUGCUUCAGGAUUACGAGUCCGAUUGCUGGCGGUCCUCGCCGCCAUUUGGAAAUUGCCGGACGGGUGGAACCAUCCUCUCCGCCAUGUAUACCGUGGUUUGGGGCUUCACCAUGGGCCUGGGCACCCUGAACAUGUGCUUCAGCGCCUUCGCCACCGCGAAAGCCGCCAUCCACCGCAUGAACGAGAUCCUGGACGAGCCGCUGCAUACCACCAGCGGCGGCAAGACCUUGGAGAGCCUGCAGGGCCAGAUCUCCUUCCAGAAUAUCUGCUUCUCCUACCCCAAGCGCCCUGACACCUUGAUCCUGAAGGGUGUGACCCUGGACAUCUCUGCGGGCUCCACCACGGCCUUUGUGGGCGGCAGCGGCUCUGGCAAGAGCACAAUGAUCAGCCUCAUCUUGCGCUUUUACAAUCCGGAAUCUGGCAUGCUGAGUCUGGAUGGCACUGACAUUAGCAGCCUUGAUCUUGACUGGCUCCGUGGAAAGAUUUCCUUGGUGGAGCAGGAGCCGAUCCUCUUUCAAGAUUCCAUCCUGGAGAACAUUGCUGCUGGAAGCCGGGAAAAGGUGGGCAAAGAUGAUGUCGAGCAAGCUGCCAAACUCGCAAGCGCUCAUGACUUCAUCUUGACCUUUCCCAGCAGCUACAACACAAAAGUGGGCGAGGCGGGCACGCAGCUCAGCGGCGGCCAGAAGCAGCGCUUGGCCAUCGCACGGGCGCUGAUCCGAAAGCCAGCCGUGCUGCUGCUCGAUGAGGCCACCAGUGCUCUUGAUGCAGCUUCAGAGAGGCAAGUGCAGAAGGCUUUGGACGACUUGCUGGAAGCGGGCGGGCGCACGACCAUUGUCAUUGCUCAUCGUCUUUCCACCGUCCGGCACGCACAGAAGAUUUGCGUGCUGGACAAGGGCAAGCUGGUGGAGGAAGGCACUCAUGAGGAGCUGAUGCAGAAGAAGGGCGCCUAUGAGAAAUUGUUGAGGUUGCAGCUGUCCGCCAAUAAGCUUGAGAAGCUUGAGGCUGCUCCAGCGCUGAAAGCGGUGGAGGAAGUGAAGGCAGCCCCUGAAAGCCAGGUGUAUGAGGGUGGCGCCGGCUUCCUGCUGGAAGCCAAGGCCCAGGAGGCCGAGGUCACGGAAGUGGACGGAGCAGAGCCAGGAGACAAGGCCGGGCUGGCGCAGCUCGCUGCGGCCUAUGACUUCGAGAAGGAUCUGGGCAAGGCAUAUGCGGUGCGGCAAGUCUGGAAUUUGACGAAGCAAGACUACAAGUACUACAUUAUCGGCGUUGGCUUUACCGUCUUGGGUUCCAUGGUGAUGCCGUACUUCAGCGUUCAGUUUGCGCGGACUGUGAACAUAUUCAAUCAGCCACCUGCAGUGCUGGACAAAAGCACGCACCACUGGUACGCCGCCUACAACGAGCCGGUCAUUGCCACCAACGUGUCGAGCCUAUGCAUGCUGAUGCAGGCAUUGAGCAUUUUCUGGCUGCUGCAGUCCAUCGGCGCCGCCUGGGCCUUCGGAAAGGCCGGAGAGCUGCUGACGGUGAGGGUCCGCGAGGCGCUCUUCGACGCCUUGAUGCGCCAGGAGAUCACGUGGCACGACAAGCAGGGCACCGCCCAGGUCUUGUGGAGGUUGGGGUCCGACAUCCCUCAGUUGAAGAACCUGGUGGGAGCAAAUAUUGCCUCAUUCGCGAAUUUCUUCUUUACCGUGUUCAUCGGUAUUGGCGUCGCCAUGUACUUCAACUGGCGAUUCAGCUUGUGCAUCCUGAUUACCAUCCCUUUGCUGGGUAUCAGCUCCAUUGGCGUGGCCAUGAACAUGAGGAGGAUAGACGGCGACUACUCCAGCGGCAUUGUGUCAGAGGCCGUGAACAGCGUGAAAACGGUGACGGCCUUUGGGCUCCAAAAUCGGCUCUUGGAUAGGUACCAAACCAAACUGGAGUCGCACAUGAAAGAUGAGCAGUCCAUCCGCAAGAUCAGCGCCUUGGGCACAGGGGUGGCCUCAGCCUCCGUGUUUAUGAUCAUGGCAUUGGCCGUUUGGGGCAUCAACGUGUUCAUCUCCCGCGGGCUCAUGCAGGUGGACAUCGCUACGAUCAUCAUCAUGACAUUGGUCACCACGGUGUCGGCCUUUGGGGAGCUGGCCCGGCUGGUGGCAGACACCAGCUUGCCUCAGGAGUCGGCCAGAAGGAUUUUCAACGUCAUCGCGCGAAAGUCCAAGAUUGACCCCUUCAGCGCUGAGGGCAAGAAGCUGGAGGUGGUCGAGGGCAAAGUGGAGUUCCGUGAGGUGUACUUCCGCUAUGCCACCCGCCCCAACCUUGCGGUGUUCGAUUCUCUGAGCUUUACCGUGGAGGCCAACACGACCACAGCCCUUGUGGGCCCAAGCGGGUGCGGAAAGAGCACCUCCGUAUCUUUGAUCCAGCGCUUCUACGAUCCGCUAGGUGGUGCAAUUCUCCUGGACGGGCAUGACAUCAGGGAGCUGAACUUGCACUGGUACCGUGCACAGAUGAGCUUGGUGCAGCAAGAGCCCAUCCUAUUUGCCCGCAGCAUCUUGGACAACAUCCGCUACGGCCAGGAGGACGCCACCAUGGAGGAAGUAGAGGCCGCCGCCAAGGCAGCGAACGCAACCGACUUUCUGGCGACCAUGCCCCAGGGCUUCAGCACCCAGGCGGGGCAUCGAGGAGCGCAGCUCAGCGGUGGCCAGAAGCAGCGCAUCGCCAUUGCCCGAGCCUUGCUCCGGGACCCGGCAGUACUUUUGCUGGACGAAGCCACGAGCUCGCUGGAUGCUGUGAGUGAGCGCCUGGUGCAGGACGCUUUGGACAGGCUCAUGAGGUCAAAGCCUAGGACGACCAUUAUCAUCGCGCACAGGCUGUCAACCGUGCGGGACGCCCAUCAGAUUUGUGUCUUCAAGGAUGGGCAGAUCGUGGAGAAAGGCAAGCACGAGCAGCUCAUUGCAGUCCGAGAUGGGCACUACUCAAAGUUGGUGGCCGCACAGCAGAUCAGCGUGUGA